This is a messenger RNA of Myzus persicae (green peach aphid), 2364 nucleotides long. RefSeq names its product DNA replication licensing factor Mcm5 (gene Mcm5). Gene Ontology annotation, biological process: DNA replication; DNA replication initiation; double-strand break repair via break-induced replication. Gene Ontology annotation, cellular component: MCM complex; nucleus. The coding region runs from base 97 to 2286 and encodes 729 amino acids. The transcript has 3 exons. The record is from RefSeq and is a predicted model, not a curated record. Gene Ontology annotation, molecular function: ATP binding; single-stranded DNA helicase activity; 3'-5' DNA helicase activity. Lineage: Eukaryota; Metazoa; Arthropoda; Insecta; Hemiptera; Aphididae.
UUUUAUUUCAAUAUUUUUUUACGGGGUAAAUUGUGAAGUUUUUUUAAACAUUUUAUCGUGGUGUUAUUAAAAUUGUUGAAACAUAAUUAAAAAAAUAUGGAGGGUUUUGAUACACCUGGUAUAUUUUUCUCUGAUACAUUCGGUGACGAUGACAAUUUGGCAUCAUCAUUGAUGAACGCAAGAACAACUAAAAAAUCGUUCAAAGAAUUCUUGAAAACAUACAACGAAGAAAAUUUUAAUUAUAAGUAUAGAGAUACAUUAAAACGAAAUUGUAACUUGGGUCAAUUUUGUUUGGAAAUAAAUGUUGAGGAUUUAGCUGGGUUUGAUGAAAAUCUUGCAGAUAAGUUGUACAAACAGCCAGUGGAACAUUUGCCGGCAUUUGAAGAAGCUGCUACAGAGUUAGCAAAAGAAUUGCUUGCUUCUGACAACUUAGAAGAUAUUGAGCAUGUUCAAAUAUUACUGGCAACUAAUUCAUUGGCUUCUUCUUUGCGUUCUAUUAAAUCUGAGUCGGUUUCUCGACUUGUCAAAAUUCCUGGUAUUAUAGUAUCCGCUUCAAGUAUUCGGGCUAAGGCUACACAGAUAACAUUGCAAUGUCGAUCUUGUCGAAAUGUAGUGCCACAUUUACCUGUGAAACCUGGUAUGGACAGUUAUAUUUUGCCAAGAAAAUGUACCACUGAACAAGCUGGCCGCCCACAAUGCCCUUUGGAUCCUUAUUUUAUUAUACCGGACAAAUGCAAAUGCGUUGAUUCCCAAAUUUUAAAAUUACAAGAAUUAAGUGACUCGACACCUCAAGGAGAAAUGCCACGACAUGUACAAUUAUAUUGUGAUCGCUACUUGUGUGAACGUGUAGUUCCAGGGAACCGUGUAAUGGUUGUUGGUGUUUAUUCUAUAAAAAAGGUUAAGACUGCAAAAAAACAAAAAAUUACCGAAAAUUCUCGUACUGUGGUUGGUGUGCGUGCUCCCUAUUUAAGAGUUUUAGGAUUCCAAAUGGAUGAUCAGGUUGGAGGUUCUACUUUUACUAUUCCCACUUCUGUUGAAGAUGAGGAACUAUUCAGAAAAUUGUCAUCAUCUCCUGAUAUUUAUGACCGUAUUGCCAAGUCUAUUGCACCUUCUAUUUUUGGAUUUAGUGAUAUAAAAAAAGCAAUAGCUUGUCUGCUGUUUGGAGGUUCUCGAAAAAGACUUCCAGAUGGUUUAACUCGGCGUGGAGACAUAAAUUUAUUGCUUUUGGGAGAUCCCGGUACAGCCAAAUCACAACUUUUAAAGUUUGUGCAACAAGUUUCUCCAAUUGGUGUGUACACAUCUGGUAAAGGUUCUUCAGCUGCUGGACUCACAGCUUCCGUAACUCGUGAUCCAACAUCUCAUAAUUUUGUGGUGGAAGGUGGAGCAAUGGUUUUGGCUGAUAGUGGUGUCGUUUGUAUUGAUGAAUUUGACAAGAUGAGAGAAGGUGAUAGAGUUGCGAUUCAUGAAGCUAUGGAACAGCAAACUAUAUCAAUAGCUAAGGCGGGCAUAACAACUACUCUUAAUAGCCGUUGUUCAGUGAUGGCUGCUGCAAAUUCGGUAUUUGGUCGAUGGGAUGAUAGUAAGGGAGAAGAUAAUAUUGAUUUCAUGCCUACAAUCUUAUCUAGGUUUGAUAUGAUAUUUAUUAUUAAAGAUGAACAUGAUCAAAACAGAGAUAUGACAUUGGCGAAGCAUAUCAUGAAUGUACAUUUAAUGAAUGGUCAAACCAAGCAAGAAGUUGAAGGUGAAUUACCUUUGGCAACAAUCAAAAAGUUAAUAAAUUACUGUCGUCAACGUUGUGGACCUCGAUUAUCUGAAGAAGCUGGAGAGAAGCUUAAAAGUCGUUAUGUUAUUAUGAGGACUGGAUGUCAUGAAUUGGAAUCUGAGAAAAAACUUGCCAUUCCUAUUACUGUCAGACAACUAGAAGCUAUCAUUCGUAUUGCAGAAUCAUUAGCUAAAAUGCAAUUGCAACCUUUUGCUACUGACAGCCAUGUAGAUGAAGCUUUAAGAUUGUUUCAAGUAUCUACUCUUAGUGCAGCUACAUCAGGCUGUUUGUCCGGAGUAGAAGGUUUUUCAACUGAAGAAGAUACAGAAACAUUACAGAGAAUUGAGAAGCAGUUGAAACGUCGAUUUCCAAUUGGAUCUCAAGUGUCUGAAUUCAGUAUUAUUCAAGAUUUUUUGAGACAAAAAUAUCCACAAAGGGCCAUAGACAAAGUUAUAUAUUUGAUGAUCAGGAGAGGUGAAAUACAACACAUUAUGCAACGUAAAAUGUUAAUUAGAUUAAAAUAAUAAUUAAAACAUUACAAGUAAUAAAAUAUUUUCAUUUAAAAUGUAAUGUACCAAUUAAAAAUGUAUUUCAUAUUAUGU